Molecule: messenger RNA, 1669 nt
Organism: Aspergillus heteromorphus CBS 117.55
Lineage: Eukaryota; Fungi; Ascomycota; Eurotiomycetes; Eurotiales; Aspergillaceae
Product: autophagy-related protein 27
Exons: 3
Coding region: 407-1390 (327 amino acids)
Source: RefSeq, a predicted model, not a curated record
GAGCGAUCUGGAGAAAGUCCAUCUACUGCUUCCCGGUCAUCCUGUCUCUCACUGUCUUCUGUCAGGUGCGUGGUGCAGUUAGAUAUCGUGGCCGUGGUUGGGAUAUCCGCCUUGGAGUGCGCAUCACCGCCCCGGAGAAACAAGGACCGACCGCCGACCGCCGGCCACCGCAUCGGCCAUCGGCCAUCGGCCAUCGUCGCAUCUCCAUCGGGAUAAGCCAACCCAGAUCAGAUCCUCUUCACUUUCACAUCCCCAGACGCUGACAGCUCUGUUCCGCUACCUCUCAACUCUCAACCGUCGAACUGAACUGUAACUGUCGAGCUGAGCUCCGGUGAUCACCACCCACCACCUCCUAACUCCUUCCGCUCAUCCCUCCGCAUCACUCUCCACACAGCAACCAGCAACCAUGCGAAUACCCUCCAGCCUCUCCUCUCUCCUCCUCCUCCUCUCAUCAACCCUUCUCCCCUCCGUCUCCGCCUCCGGCUUCGACUGCGAACACAUCAACGUCAACUCCGUCAAAUACGACCUCAGCGCCCUCGGCGGCGUGCACACCCUCUACGACGUCGAAGAAACAGACAAGUAUGUCGUCAACACGACCUACGUGCUCAACGUCUGCAACAUCCUCAAGGGGGCGUCCAUCCGCGGACAUUUGAAAUGCGGCACUUCGAAGAAUAUCUGCGGCUUCCGCUACAACACCUCCCUCACCAGCACCGAAGAAUUCAGCCGGGUAUUCCCGAUCGUCGGCCUGGAACACAUGGGCCACGGCUCCAAAGACCCCGAGAUCACGCGCCUCAAGACGCUGGAUUCCUCGCGCGACGGCCUCCUCGUCAAGCUCUGGGGCGGCGAAUACGACGUCAAUGGGAAGACGAAGGACGCCGGCGCGGCUAUCGAGUUCGAGUGCGAUCCCGACCGGACUGGGCUGGAGGGGCUGCGCACGUCCGAGGAUGCGAAGAGGCGGCGUGAUGAGGUGUCUUUGGGUGCUGCUGCCGGGGAUGGGGAUGCGGAUAUGGAGCGCAGUCUCCAGUUCAAGGGCUUCGGGCCGUCGGAUCAGGACGGUGAUGAUUCUUAUCUUCUCAAGUUGAAUUGGCGGACGCGGUACGCGUGCGAGAAUGUCGAUGGCGUGCCUGGUGGUGGUGAUGGGGCUGAUCGUGAUGGUGAGAGUCAUUGGGGCUUCUUCACGUGGAUGAUUAUUCUCCUCUUCCUCGGCAUCGCCGCCUACCUCAUCUUCGGCUCGUGGCUCAACUACAGCCGCUACGGCGCCCGCGGCUGGGACCUCCUCCCUCACGGCGACACCCUGCGCGACGUGCCCUAUCUCUUCCAGGAUUGGUUGAAGCGCGUCGUGAACACCCUGCAGGGUACGGGGUCGAGGGGGGGAUAUAGUGCUGUUUAGAUGGUUUGGUCUUGUUUUGGGUCUUGUUGUUUCUGUAUUGGUGGUCUUUGGAUUUAGGGUUGACUAGCACUGGUAGCUGGUAUUGCUGGUAUGUUGCUGGGGGAUUAGAUUGCUGGGAACGCUGUUUGGUUUGGUUUGGGAGGGGUGGUAUGUAGUAUGUAGUAUGUAGUAUGUAUACAGGUUGGAUAAGAUGGGAUGGGAUAGGAUGGGAUUGAUAGGAUGGGAUCUCGCUCGAUGGCAUCGGAGAUAAAUCAUAUCAUAUCGUCUUUUUAUUAUCGG